ACAUCAGUAGAAAACGUUCGAAUCCAAGGAUUUUCAAUCAAGUGUUGACUGUUUGUGUUGUGGAGCUACAAUCAUUUCGUUUGCAUGGUUUUGUAGACCACCUUCUAGCUCACAGGACUUCUUGUGUCCAUGUAGCUUUCACCUACGAACAUUAUUAUUAUUUCCGGCAGUAUAGUGGGACCAGGCUAGAUAGGAGCACUGCCCCCCAGACCUGAAAAUGAGCACUGAAAUAGAUCUUGGAGACCCUGCAGCUGAUGGGUUCGGUACAGCUAACUCAGGAGCCACAGAUAGCAGGUCUGGCACAGAUGGAGACCAUCUGACACAGCGCAUCCAGGGAGAAGUGGCAAAUCAAGUUGCCGGACAGGUGUGGCAGGCCGGCAAGCAGUCAGCUCGGCGUGUUUUCGACGUCUAUGGUAACGUUGACUUCCUGAGACCCUACUUUGAUGUUGAGCCCUGGCAAGUAAGAAGGCGUCUCUUCUGGUCACUCAUCCCCCAGCGGCCAACUGGCGAUCCACAACCACUGGACACGGAGCUGUACGGCCCUGUGAUGCUCGUCUUCACAUUGGUUGCUAUCCUGGUGUAUGGCAUGAAGUCAGCCGAUCACGUUGUGCAAGAGGGUACGCUGAUGGGAACGGCCAUUGGUAUCUCCUUCCUCUACUUUGUGGGCACGGCGUCUCUGUUCUUCUUCCUCGCCUACUUGCUCAACGCGCAAAUCACUCUCAUACAGAUGCUGUCGCUUACGGGCUAUGGACUAUUUGGUCCAUGUGUAACACUGUUCUUGGCAAUCGUCAUUCCUAGCCAAACGGAAAAAAUGUUCUAUUCCUUUUGGCUAGUCCUUUGUGGCUUGUCAGCUCUGAAAAUGGCCUGUGCCAUCGUGUCACGUACCUACACACGCAAGCAAGCACUGGCGUUGAGUGCAGUGGUGAUAGUCAUUCACAUGCUCUUCGUUCUCUACCUGCACUUCUCCUACGCACAUCUCUACCAAGCUAUAUCACAACCUCUGGCUGCUGGACCCGUGGUGCCAAGACCGAUGGCGCCGCACGCCGCUGAGCACACACGUGCAGCAGUGACUCAGGCCACGGCAGCGCUUGCCAAGGACGUGCUCCACUCCAAGAUGUCGAACAAAUUGCAGGCCAAGAUGAUGGCCAAACUUGCCGUGCAACAGCAGCUGGUGACUCGUGCCAUGGCAGCAGCUCACACUUGAUGUCAUCUGCGUGAACCAGAACCAGUGUUUAAAGUAACCUACUUUACCCCGAUAUGUUCUUCCACCGUUGACAUUCGGCCUUUUGCCCUGUAUCAUUGAUAACGGAGCACUGCUGUCGGGAAUCAGGAAGUUGGACUCUGAGUUAGUAGUACCGACUUGUCUCUCCUCCCCGUGCUCUCUUUGUCCUGCCGACACCCACCCACCACAACAAAGAGUCGGUAUGGUCGUUGACAGCGUCGUACGGUAACAGCCUGUGCAGGUUUCUCGCUCUCAUUGAGAUAGCUGCGCCGUGCCCAUACUACACACAGUACCGUUUGAGUUCGAACUUGAAGUUUUUUAGUAUUUGUAUGUGCACAUGCACCCUAGUAUCAUCCAAGCUACUACAUUUAGGAUCAGGGAGUAGUAUGUUUACUACUCCCUGUUGAGAAUAGCUGUUAUGCAAGUGCAUGGUACUAUUUACUUGAAGUAGCAGUCCUACUCCUACUCCUACUCGCCCACAGUGGUAUUCUUUUUUUAAGAGACGUUUUUAACCAAAGCUUGUCAACUCCAUCAUUAUCUUUAUCAUGUUCUCAUGCUGUACAAUGAGUCACCACGCUGCCUUUUUGAGUUGGUCAUUCUCAUGGUUGUACUGGUUCAUACUUAUUCGAAUGUCAUUCUUGUACCACGAG
Sycon ciliatum is the source of this 1872-nucleotide messenger RNA. RefSeq names its product protein YIPF3-like. Bases 218 to 1204 code for a protein of 328 amino acids. The transcript is spliced from 7 exons. The record is from RefSeq and is a predicted model, not a curated record. NCBI's taxonomy places the organism in Eukaryota, Metazoa, Porifera, Calcarea, Leucosolenida, Sycettidae. Gene Ontology annotation, cellular component: Golgi apparatus.